AUGGAUUCUUCUUUCUUUCAAUCCCAAAACUCCUUCUCUUCCUCUGAAUCUUCUUCAUUUGGUUCAUCAGAUUGUUUCUCAUGGGAUGGGUUUUCUUCUUUCAAAGAAGAUCCCUUUACCCUUCCCCAUAUUCCCCUUCCCCUUCUUCCCCUUCCUUUCAAUGAGAAUGAUUCAGAGGAGAUGCUUCUCUUAGAUGUUCUUACUGAGGCAGCUCAAGAACCAUCAGAUACCCAUUUCUCUAUUCGAAUCAAAGAUGAAGAGGUGAGUUCCAAAGAAAAAGAAGAAGAACCCAAGCAAGUAAAGGAGAAAAGCUAUAGAGGUGUUAGAAGGCGUCCAUGGGGGAAAUUUGCUGCAGAGAUUAGGGAUUCUACUAGACAUGGUAUCCGUGUUUGGUUAGGUACUUUCGAUAGUGCAGAGGCGGCGGCUCUCGCUUACGAUCAGGCGGCGUUUUCGACUCGUGGGUCACUUGCAGUUCUCAAUUUUCCGGUGGAGAAGGUAAUUGAGUCACUAAGAGACAUCAAUAAGUAUGGUUUUGAUGAAGGGUGCUCACCUGUAGUGGCACUUAAGAAGACACACUCCAUGAAAAGGAAAUCUAUGAGUGGAAAGAAGAAGAAAGAUGUUGAAGUGAGGAUACAAAAUGUGGUGGAAUUAGAAGAUUUAGGGGCAGAUUACUUGGAGGAACUCUUGAAUUCUUCUUCAGGUGCUAGUCCUUGGUGAUUAAAUCAAUCAAACAAGCCUAGCCCAUAUCUUGUUUUAGUCUUUUAACUCAUUUCUUUUGUU
This is a messenger RNA of Telopea speciosissima, 780 nucleotides long. RefSeq names its product ethylene-response factor C3-like. Gene Ontology annotation, biological process: regulation of DNA-templated transcription; ethylene-activated signaling pathway. The record is from RefSeq and is a predicted model, not a curated record. The transcript has a single exon. Lineage: Eukaryota; Viridiplantae; Streptophyta; Magnoliopsida; Proteales; Proteaceae. Gene Ontology annotation, molecular function: DNA-binding transcription factor activity; DNA binding. The coding region runs from base 1 to 717 and encodes 238 amino acids.